UCCAGUACACUGAAGACUGACCAUUUCAAAGCCUCAUCAAGCGCAGGGGAAUCAAAGAAAGCACCAUGUCCUCACGGCCAAUCAGAAUCACCACUGUGGAUCAAACUAACAGUGUCAAAGGUGGGAGUCAUCAUGACUCCAGAAGAACCAGCACAACUCUGGACCUGGUUAGUGGUUUCUGUGAGCAAAACUACAACACUGAUGCAGACUUUUCUUCAUCCAAAUCCUGGGAGAGAGAACUAAUCCCUACAAAGACCAUCGAGACCAGACGUGGAGAAAUAUCUUCACCGUUUGGGAGUAUACUGAGGGUACCUCUCCUCCUACUCCUUUUGUACGGCUUUGUGUGUUCUUUGGACAUCCUGAGCUCUGCUUUUCAGUUGGCUGGGGGAAAAGUGGCUGGAGAUAUUUUUCAGGACAAUGUAAUCUUGUCGAACCCAGUGGCAGGGCUCAUGGUGGGGAUACUUGUGACGGUUCUGGUCCAGAGCUCCAGUACAUCUACAUCCAUCAUAGUCAGCAUGGUUUCUUCUGGAUUGCUCGAAGUGAAGUCUGCGGUCCCCAUCAUUAUGGGCUCCAACAUCGGCACAUCAGUCACCAACACCAUAGUUGCCCUGAUGCAAGCAGGAGAGAGGAACGAAUUUAAACGGGCGUUUGCCGGCGCGACGGUUCACGACUGUUUUAACUGGCUGUCAGUGCUGGUGCUGCUGCCUCUGGAGGUGGCGUCAGGUGUGUUGAGUUACCUGGCCAGAGUCACUAUCAGCAGCUUUCAAUUGCAUAGUGGAGACGAGGCCCCUGAACUCCUGAAGACCAUCACCGAACCCUUCACUAAACUCAUCAUACAGCUGGAUAAAUCGGUAAUAACGGGCAUCGCCCUGGGUGAUGAGUCCAUGAGGAAUCACAGCCUAGUGAAAGUCUGGUGCAAGUCCAGCAUCUUUGUGUCCUCAGUGAAUGUGACAGCAACUGCCACCCAGAACUGCUCGACUGAAGUGCAUUGUGUGAAAGAAGGGGAUCUGACCUGGAUCACUCAGAAUAUCACCUCACAUAUAAACACAGAAAAAUGCAGGCAUCUGUUUGUGGAGUCUGCUAUGUCAGAUCUGGUCAUCGGGCUCAUUUUAUUGGCCAGCUCGCUGAUGGUACUGUGCACCUGUCUGCUGCUGAUCGUCAAAGUCCUGAACUCUAUCCUCAAAGGACAAGUUGCAAAUGUCAUUGAAAGGGUCAUCAACACGGAUUUCCCAUACCCACUUGGCUGGCUCUCUGGAUAUCUAGCCAUGAUAAUGGGGGCCGGCAUGACCUUUAUCAUCCAGAGCAGUUCUGUUUUCACAUCUGCUAUGACUCCACUCAUUGGCAUUGGCGUGAUCAGUCUGAACAGGGCCUACCCUUUGACCUUGGGCUCCAACAUUGGGACAACCACCACGGCCAUCCUCGCCGCUCUUGCCAGCCCCAAAGAGAAGCUUCCUGCUGCGUGCCAGAUUGCCUUGUGCCAUUUUUACUUCAAUAUUUUUGGGAUUUUGAUGUGGUAUCCAAUCCCCUUCACUCGUCUGCCCAUCCGCAUGGCAACUGCGCUGGGUGAACGCACAGCAAAGUACCGUUGGUUUGCUGUACUUUACCUGCUGGUCUGUUUCCUGCUGUUGCCUUCUCUUGUGUUUGGCAUCUCGCUGGCUGGUUGGCAGGCAAUGGUUGGCGUUGGAGCGCCAUUUGUUGCUGUCACAAUCUUCAUUCUCCUGGUCAACCUUCUGCAGUCGCGCAGUCCCACACACCUGCCGAAAACUCUGCGCAGCUGGGAUUUCCUCCCACAGUGGAUGCACUCUCUCAAACCCCUUGACAAACUCAUUACUAGAACAACAGCUUUGUGCUGCAGCCCGGCUCGCAUUAAUGUCAGUGCCCUCGACCCUGAUGUAGUCGUAAUAACACCAAACCCAAUAAACAUCCAGACUGAAUCAUCAAUUUCCACCAAGCAAAACGAACAAGGGUAUGACAACCCUGCCCUGUCCUUACCUGAGGAAAUAUCCUCAGAACCAAGAGUGUUCAGACUUAGAGGACUAGAAAGAUGCAAUAGCACACCGCUAUAGAAGGAUUGGAGUCUUUCGAAAUGAACCAUCACGGCUUUUAAUUUGACUAAAGUCUACUUUUAGUGGCCAGAUUUAAGCUCUGAUCCGAAAACCUAGUGAGCUGUCUACAUAGGCAACAUUUUAAGCAACCUGGUCUCAAUUAAUCUCGUUACUAUACAUUUAUUCAAUAUGAUUUUAUGUGGCUCAUUGUACAUAUCGCAGCACUUUCCUGGUGAAAUGAACACGAGAGAUGUUACAACAAUGAAUUUUAUUCAAUUUCGUACAAAUAUAAUUUCAGUCAUGACAACUCUUGGAAAGGUUUAGCAUCUUAAUGUGGGUAUGACAUAUUGAUAGGAUAUUGAUAUUGGCUACUGCUGCUACAGAGCAAGUACGGAGACUUAGAAAUUACACAUACAAACUGAGGUAGCCUGUUGAAAUUAUGCUGCACUGUUGGACAAAAUGCAAGACAUGCUGCGCACAAAUAGACAUUACCAUCAAUCCCAAUGUUGUAGAUCUAGACGAGUGGAGCUGGGGGUGGAGGUGGGUUUCAGAGAAAAACUCUAGCAGCGUGCUGCAGUGAAACCGGCUACAUUUACAUAUCGAAGAAUCAAUCAGCUUACACCAUGCAAGCCAAUUAUCCUAACAUGUCUCAUGUGAGUGAGCCAAUUGGAUAACUGAUAACAAGAUCAGCUUGCACCACUUUGCAUGGCUGAUCUUUGGUCAUUUCAUAAACACUUACUUUUCGCCCACUUCCUCGCACAGUGCUAUCUUAUGGCAUCAACACAUUUACUAUAAUGCAUGACUUGUAAGAAUGCUUGCAUUGCAUAUCCAACUACAUUUACAUACAAGCUUGUUCAAGUGCGAUCAAAUUGCGCGGUAGCUCAACUGAUAGAACGAUGGGGUAUGAGUCCUAAAGAGCACGCAAUUCGACACGUUAGUCAAAAGAGUCAUAGAAGCACCACAAAAGGAUGUUUUGCAGAUUUAAAACUCCAUUGAACAGUAACCUUGAAAGUCUCAUCUGUUUGGGUAAUAAAUUGAACUCGCUUUUAGCGCCACACAGUGGACAUUUCACCUCUAUACUGCCGUGAUAUUUUUAAGGAACCACCUGAUAUCAUGUUGCAAAUUAUUGCCACAGUCGAAUCAUUUUAUGAGGUCAGGCUGAUUUAAAUGCAUCCACUUUCGAUGCAAAGGUUGUUUGAACAGGUUGGCAGCAUGUUUGUGGUGCCCAUUUGGCCAAACUCUAAAGGCAGCACCGUAUGCACAGUAUAUUUCAGAGAGAAGCCAAUCCAAAAAUGUUAUUAUGGCAAGCUCAGUGAAAAUAAAAUGACUAUUAAUAUAUGCAUACAUUUCAUUACAUACUGAAAAGUAUCAAUAAAACUAGUUCAAUCUAAUAAAAAUCAUCUGUUUCACCCAACAUUUAUGUGUGGUAGAUAUUUUUAGGAUUCACGUUAGCAGCAGACUACUGCUAAUCUCCUGCGUGCUGUGUGUGAGGAGCGUUAUUUAACCUGGUCUCAUAAGAAGUCGUAUUAAUAGCAGUGAAAUCGUAAGAAAUCUCGGCUCGUACCAAAACGUCCGACUGUUACACCCACAGAGAAAAAUAAAUGAACUAUUAAACUACGAUUUUUCCUACAUUUAACCCCUAAUCAAAACUAACCAUGAUUUUGCAUUUGAAAAUUUGCACAAUAAAUUUGUACAAAUCAUUACGAGUUGGUGCUAUUUGUAUGACGUAUGGGCCUAUAGUAUGUAGCAUGUUUUAUAUCAGUCACUUAUGAUGAUCUGUUUGUUAGUUAGGGUGCCGCCUGUGUAGGAAAUAGACAGCAAGCAGCUCACUAGGUUUUGGAACAGAGCCAUAAUGUUAACUAAGGUGCUUAUUCAGAUUUAAAAUACACAUAUUUCAGCAAAAUCAAUCUAAUUUUAUUCAUUACACAAUAUUCUCAUUAUUAGUUCAGAGAAUUAAAUGAAGUUUUCAUAGCGUCUCUCAUAGCAUCUCUGUGUAAUCUCAGAGGGUUUUAAAUGCAUUGCAUAUGUAUUAUUUUGUCCUGCAGCCAUGUUACAAUGUUUAUUAUCAAUAGCACUGUGUAGAUCCCACUGAAGCAGUGUGCUUCACCAGAAGGUGUCUGUAUGGCGCAAACAUAAUAACUCAGGGCUAUCCCAGCAUGCCUUAUGUUUUCAAAUUUACAGAUAUUAAAAACCAAAUAGCUUUGUUUUAUUAUCGCACCAAACUUCCCUUAUUCCCAAUGUGAGAUCAGACCAGAUGGUUUCAUGUAAAAACAUUAGAUUUGCAUGAAACUUUCUUCAAUGUUUUGUAUUAAAACUUAAGCAUAAGUAGAAAAAUAUGCACUGUACCUUCAAGACAUUUUGUAAGAAAAUAUAAUGUUUAUAUAUAUGGAUUAAACAGCAAUAAAUCUGCAUGCUUCCCAAAGGGAUAUUGUAAUAGUUUAAGAAAAUAUCAAAACAAACAGAUGCGCAAAAGCUCUGUUUCUCUCUUUUCCACACAGCUUUGGUUAAUGUGGCUUGUCUGCAGCUAUAGUUUAUCAAAAUAACCAUUGUAACUGGCUAAAACAAUCAAUUUCAUUAAGUGAAUUAAUCGUGCAUGCUGAGUUCAUUAAACAGACUUAGACACAAACACAAUAAUCGACUCAAAGUGAACUAAUAAGCCAUCUUACAGUGUUAAAGAAAAUAAACUACAAAUGAAAAUGCAAAAGCCUUUGG
This is a messenger RNA of Xyrauchen texanus (razorback sucker), 4757 nucleotides long. It is a transcript of the gene slc34a1a, whose product is annotated as solute carrier family 34 member 1a. Gene Ontology annotation, biological process: sodium-dependent phosphate transport; intracellular phosphate ion homeostasis. The record is from RefSeq and is a predicted model, not a curated record. Gene Ontology annotation, cellular component: vesicle; apical plasma membrane; brush border. Bases 66 to 2066 code for a protein of 666 amino acids. The transcript is spliced from 13 exons. Gene Ontology annotation, molecular function: sodium:phosphate symporter activity. Lineage: Eukaryota; Metazoa; Chordata; Actinopteri; Cypriniformes; Catostomidae.